Messenger RNA from Labrus mixtus (cuckoo wrasse), 3875 nucleotides. It is a transcript of the gene etv1, whose product is annotated as ETS variant transcription factor 1. The transcript is spliced from 10 exons. The coding region runs from base 1559 to 2833 and encodes 424 amino acids. Gene Ontology annotation, cellular component: nucleus. Gene Ontology annotation, biological process: regulation of transcription by RNA polymerase II; cell differentiation. Gene Ontology annotation, molecular function: DNA-binding transcription factor activity, RNA polymerase II-specific; sequence-specific DNA binding. NCBI's taxonomy places the organism in Eukaryota, Metazoa, Chordata, Actinopteri, Labriformes, Labridae. The record is from RefSeq and is a predicted model, not a curated record.
GCAUUUCUGCCCCUUAAUUUAGCUCCUGAAAAAGUCAGAUUUCUGAGAUUUUCACCUGUAACUACUCGCUUUUUUGUGCUUUUUAUACACGUUAUUGAUAUGUUCUAAAUAUCCUGGAGCUGACGACAUCAUUUAAGGUUGAAAUUGCGGCAUGCAGACGUUGAAAUUAGUUUUUAAAAACUGUCCCACAGACUCUCAGAGUGUUGAUCAGCCUCUCCUGCUCAGGCCUCGACUUACAACUUCUCCCUUUCCUUCCUCACUCCUUCUCUUCUACCUCCCAUCUUUUUUUGUUUUGUUUCUUUUUUUUUUUUUUUUUUUUUUUGUGAAUGGCGGCAGAUUUCCAGCUCUGCCGUUCUCUGCAGGAGUUUGUAUCAGGGAUGAGCUGGCUCGUUCGCAGACAGAGGGCCAGUGACUCAUCCAUCUUGCUCUUACUUACUGUUUGGACACAAACGCACACUGCACCCUCUCUUCUUCUUUUUUUUCAUCCAUCUCUCCUCUCUUUGUCCCCGACAAGUUUUGUUUUCUGAAGUUUCUGCAAAAUGGUUUCAUGUUGUGAUCAUGAGAUGAGAGUUCUGCUCCAGUUUUUUGUUGUAUUUCUGUUGUGUGUGCAGCUUUAAAAGUCGUGGUUUUGACGGGUAAAAAUGGGGAAAAUAUGAUUCUUUAAACCUGUUUUUUUAGUCAAUAUAUUAAUUUAAUUUCCAUGCUAAUGCUUCUGAAGAAAGCAUGAAAGAUAUCGAGUAAAACACAAAGAUCUUAACCGUUAAUUAAAGGCGCUUUAAUACAAAAUGAUAUUUCAAAGUGCUGCAUACGACGGCUUUAACCGGGGCGUAAUCUGAUGAGAAUUAAUUUCUCUCUCUUUGUUUGCUGCACUCUUCACCCGCUUGACAUUGUUUGAAAAUACGCAGCACUUCCUCGUCUUCAUGUGCUGAUUGUUUACUCGCCUCAAUUCACACCUCCUGCGAGAGAACGAGAAAAAAAAAAAAAAAAAAAAGAACCCAACCAACCUCCCUCAUCUGAUCCAAAGUGACAAAAGUGGAAAAAUCUGUGAUUUCUGUGACGAUCUCCAGCGUGUCGGGACAUGUUACUGAUUCUGUGAUAAUGAGGAUCCACCUCGUCGUGCGUAUAAAUAGACGUGCUAAUGACACAUUUAAAUCUUUCGCCUGAGAGUCGAACUAGAGGGACGUGGAGGGCCGCCGCCGAGAGUAAAUAUGUGUGAUAUUAAUAUGUACAUGCCCUAAUAGGAGUAGGCUUCAUUAUUUGAGCAUUAACCUGAGUGCAGGGGCGUUGGAGGCGCAGGUGAGGACGGUGAAGCUUUGGAACAGACCCGGCUCGGUGGGUACAGGUGGAUUCAGCGGUAGGGAAGAAGCCAAUUAGAUGCAGGUAACAAUGGGAGUUUGGCUGCUGGCACAGAGAUAGAGAGAGAGAGAGGGAGAGUCAAUGGACGGGGCGACCUCAGGAAGUGGAGUUAGGAGGAAGGCUGAAAUCCUCCGUCCCUCACGAGGCUGGGGCGAGCCGGAAAACACGGGGCGGCGUGCAACUUCUUCAGGAAAUCAUAUAAAUGGUGUUCUGCAGAACAUCUCAAGUUCCCGACAAUGACGAGCAGUUCGUUCCAGACUUCCAGACUGAAAACUUGGCUUUCCACGGACUGCAGCUGAAGAUCAAGCGGGAGCUGCACAGCCCGUGUUCAGAGCUGAGCUCCAACUGCAGUCAGGAGCGUUCCUUCAAGCUCCAGUAUGGAGAGAAGUGUCCGUACAACGUCAGUGCCUACGAGCAGAAGCAGCCUGCAGCAAUGAAGCCCUCCAGCCCAGUGACGCCCCCCUGUAGCACCCCUGUGUCCCCGCUCCAUCAUGCCUCCCCCACGGCGGCCCCGACUCCCAAGCCAGACAGGACCUACGCCCACAUACCGCCCUCGCAGCCGCUCGCUGACAACACCUACUCUAUGGACCACAGGUUUCGCCGCCAGCUCUCCGAGCCGUGCCACUCGUUCCCCUCCCCGCCGACGAUGGCUCGGGACGGCCGGCCCAUCUAUCACCGGCAGAUGUCUGAGCCCAACAUCCCCUUCCCUCCUCAAGGCUUCAAGCAGGAGUACCCCGACCCCCUGUUCGAGCACCCGGCCAUGAUGGGGGCGCCUCUACCCCACGCGUACCCCCCCACCAUGAUGAUCAAACAGGAGCCGAGAGACUUCACCUACGACUCAGCAGAAGUGCCUAGCUGCCAUUCUGUCUACUUACGGCAAGACGGCUAUCUGGCUCACACCAACAGGACUGAAGGUUGUAUGUUUGACAAAGUGGUGAGGCAUUUCUAUGAUGACACCUGCGUCGUGCCUGAGAAGGUCGAAGGCGACAUCAAGCAGGAGACGGGUCUGUACCGCGAGGGUCCGUCGUACCAGCGCAGAGGCUCGCUGCAGCUCUGGCAGUUCCUGGUGGCUCUGCUGGACGAUCCGUCCAACUCGCACUUCAUCGCCUGGACCGGCCGCGGCAUGGAGUUCAAACUCAUCGAGCCGGAGGAGGUGGCUCGUCGGUGGGGGAUACAGAAGAACCGACCAGCGAUGAAUUAUGACAAGCUCAGCCGAUCUCUGCGCUACUACUACGAGAAGGGAAUCAUGCAAAAGGUCGCCGGCGAGAGAUACGUCUACAAGUUCGUGUGCGACCCCGAGGCCUUGUUCUCAAUGGCGUUCCCCGACAAUCAGCGGCCGGUGCUGAAGACGGACAUGGAGCGGCAGAUCAACGAGGAGGACACGGUGCCGCUGUCGCACUUUGACGAAAACAUGGCCUACGUGCAGGAGGGGCCGUACUGCCAGCCGCACCCCUACAGCGAGGGCUAUGUUUAUUAACGACAGCCCCACACACACCUCCUCCCUCCUCCUCUGUACACCUGAGACUGUCAUGUCCUCUAACUCACCGUCGCUCCGGGAAUAAGACACACACACCCACACACACACACAUGCAGCGGAGCUCCCCCUCUCCCUCUGUCUCUCUCACAUGAACACGUUUCUUUUCCUUUGCUCUUGUCUGUCUGACGUUGAAGCGGCACAGCAGGAUGGAGAGUGCACUUUAUGGACAGGACCGGCUCGGUGUUAGCCUGCCCCGGGGUCAGCAAAGCUACGUGGUUGGCUUUUUACAGUUGUUUGUGUUUGCACAUUAAUGUGGGAAUCCUUCUGUUUUUUUUUUUUAUUAUUAUUAUUCUGAUGAUUUUGAGCAUGUAGCGCCCUGCUGAGACAGGACUCACCUACCUGGACUUCCUGCAAAAGAAACCGUCUCAUCUGCUGGAAGGAUGAUCCUUUUUGUCCUUUAGCCAUCCCGUACUUUGAUGCUCAUUUAAAGUGCAUACUGGCAGCGUAUUGUAUCUAUACUUUUACGGUGAAGUGACUUGAUUAUAGACUUGAAAAUGUGAUAAUAAAAGACAUUUAGCCGCCUCGCCACUGAGUCUGAGCACAGCACCGCUCGUCUGUCCAAUCAGAACUGUAGACCUCAUCAUGUAGGUGUUUUCUGCUGGAUGGAUCCAUCGACCCGACGGCUGAGAAAUCCUCGUGAAACUCCAGGGUGCGAGGAUGACCUCGAAUGGAAAUCACUUCCUCCGGCUCACAUGUGAACGGCGUCUGUUUAGGAUAAUCAAUAAAGCUCCAGGCCUCUGUAAAAUAACUCUUACGGUAAUUCACUGUAAACAGACGUUUCCUUUUAGUUUUCUGAAAGACAUGAAAGCAGCAGUCAUUAUUUAUCUACCAGGUGUUCAGAUGUCUGAUGAAUAACAGGUUGAGAGUGUUUGUACAGGGAAGUUGGAAAACAGCAGUUAACAGGAUAUUAUUUGCAUCCCUAAAUACAGGAAAAAAAAGUGAUUUUAUUGGCUGAAACAAUAAAAAGUGAAGGAAAAAUCAA